Messenger RNA from Prinia subflava (tawny-flanked prinia), 2472 nucleotides. RefSeq names its product E3 ubiquitin-protein ligase RNF19B-like. The transcript has 10 exons. The record is from RefSeq and is a predicted model, not a curated record. Gene Ontology annotation, cellular component: ubiquitin ligase complex; cytolytic granule; cytoplasm. Gene Ontology annotation, biological process: protein polyubiquitination; positive regulation of proteasomal ubiquitin-dependent protein catabolic process; ubiquitin-dependent protein catabolic process. Bases 417 to 2261 code for a protein of 614 amino acids. Gene Ontology annotation, molecular function: ubiquitin protein ligase activity; ubiquitin conjugating enzyme binding; zinc ion binding. Lineage: Eukaryota; Metazoa; Chordata; Aves; Passeriformes; Cisticolidae.
AGGCCGUGGCACCGCCGGGCACACCGGGACCGGGGCCGCCACCGGACGCUGACGGUCUCCGUACCCCUGCAGGGGCGGCUGCGGCGCCUCCCCCGGUGCCCACCGGGUCCGCUCCCGCCGAGCGCCGAGGGCAGCCCUCGGGCCCGGUGCUGGAUGUGCCGGGCUGCGGCCGUGCCGGGAGCCGGGGCCGUGCCGGGAGCCGCGGCCGUACCGGGAGCCGGGGCUGUCCCGGUGAACCGUGGCCGUGCCGCUGCCGGCGAUGAUUCCCCGCUGACAGGCUGAGCGGCACCGACUGCGCUGGCCAUGGUCCUGCCCUUACCCGCAGUGAGGUCAGGUAGGAGCUGGGCCAUGGGGGCUGCGCCGGGGCCAGCACCUCCCCCCUGCCCUCCGUAGCCCGGCAGUGGCCGGUGGCCACCAUGAACUGGCCCACACGAGUGCCCGGGCCCCGCCGGCUGCUGGGCUGCUGCGGACGGGAGCCCCGGGCCGCGGGCGGGGAGACACCGCCGGAGCCGGAGACACCGCCAGAGCAGGAGCAUGAGCAUGAGCAGGAGCAGGAGCAGCAGCAGGAGCAGGAGCAGGAGCCGGAGCAGCAGCAGGAGCAGGAGCAGCAGCAGCAGGAGCAGCAGCAGCAGGAGCAGCAGCAGGAGCAGGAGCAGCAGCAGCAGCAGCAGGAGCCGGAGCAGCAGCAGGAGCAGGAGCAGCAGCAGCAGCAGCAGGAGCAGGAACAGGAGCAGCAGCAGGAGCAGGAGCCGGAGCAGCAGCAGCAGCAGGAGCAGGAGCCGGAGCAGCAGCAGCAGCAGCAGCAGCAGCAGGAGCAGGAGCAGCCCGAGGAGCCGCGUGCGGCGCUGCCGCUGGGCUCAGGGCAGGCGCUGGAGGAGUGCCCGCUGUGCCUGCUGCCGCAGCCCCCCGAGGCCUUCCCCAGGCUUGGCUGCUGCGCGCACCGCUGCUGCCGGGGCUGCCUGCAGCAGUACCUGCGCCUGGCUGUGGGCGAGAGCCGGGUCCCCGUGCCGUGCCCGCAGUGCCCCGCGGUGCUGCCGCCCGCCGACGUGCACCGCCUGCUGCCCGAGCCCGCCCUCCGCGACAAGUACGAGCAGUUCCUGCUGCGGCGCCUGCUGCUGGCGGACCCCGGCACCCGCUGGUGCCCUGCUCCUGACUGCAGCUACGCUGUCUUUGCCCACGGCUGUGCCGAAUGUCCCCGCCUCACCUGCGGCCGUGAGGGCUGUGGCACCGAGUUCUGCUAUCACUGCCGGCAGCCCUGGCACCCUGACGGGCCCUGUGCACCGCUGCCGCCCAGCCUGGCCACCCCCACAGCACAGCUGGCACAGCCGGAGGAGCUGGCCCACGCUGAGGCUGAGGACAUCAAGGUCUGUCCUCGCUGCAGCGCCCUCAUCAUGAAGAUCAACGAUGGGAGCUGCAACCGCAUGAACUGCCCGGUCUGUGGGUGCCUCUUCUGCUGGCUCUGCCUGCGGGAGAUCUCUGACGUGCACUUCCUCAGCCCCUCUGGCUGCACCUUCUGGGGGAAGAGGCCGUGGUCCCGGACCCGGAGGAUCCUGUGGCAGCUGGGCAUGGUCCUGGGAGCGCCCAUGGUCAUCUCCCUUGCUGCGGGCAUUGCUGUCCCUGUCAUUACCAUUGGGAUCCCUAUCUACAUGGGUAGGAAGGUGCUGGGCCAGAGCCGGCGGAGCAGCCUCUCCGGGUGCCAGCAGUGCCUCUCUGUCACCAGCAGUGUCCUUCUCUCUCUCUUCGUGUCCCCCAUCAUAACAGCUCUCACUGUGGGUGUCGGCGUGCCCCUGGUGCUCACCUACGUGUACGGGACCGUGGUGCUGUCGCUGUGCCGGGGCCGCCGGGGCUGCCGGGGCGGCCGCUCGCCUGCAGAGCUCGGCGUGGUGGAGCUGGACAACCUGGCCAAACUGAAUGAGCUGUGGGCGGGGCUGCCCAGCCCCAGAGCAGCCGAGGACGGAGCCGCCGGCGCCGCUGCCUCCGUGCCCAGCAGCAGCCGCAGUCCUCGCCCGGGGCCGGCGUGGCCGGAGGGGAGCAGCCAGUCGGCCAGCACAGUGGCGCUGGCGGGGAGCAUGCUGAGUGAGGGCCAGGACACCUCUGACAGGGAAGGUAUCACCAUCGAGGUGGAGGUGUCGGUUGAAGCGGUGCCCCGGUCUGCCCGGCAGCAGAGCCUCAGCAGUGCCCUGUCUGGGCAGAGCCUCUCUGGGGACUCCCUGGGAGCCGCCAGUGACAGGGGCAGCUCCGUGGGUGUCCCUGUGGAGUGACGGGGGCCCGAGGGGGAGAAUCUUGACCCACACACAGGCCCUGUGUCCUCCUUCCUGUGGCAUAGCCAGUCCUCCUCUGCCAGCACGCCCAACCCUGGGAGCUGGGUCCUGGGUGGGUGACAGCUGCACCCCGCAGUGCCACACCCUGCACUAGCCCCGUCCAUCCCUUUCCCAGAGGCACACUAGGAAAUAAAGCUGCUUUCUGAGGGUC